Molecule: messenger RNA, 1557 nt
Organism: Prosopis cineraria
Lineage: Eukaryota; Viridiplantae; Streptophyta; Magnoliopsida; Fabales; Fabaceae
Product: AT-hook motif nuclear-localized protein 10-like
Exons: 5
Coding region: 230-1414 (394 amino acids)
Molecular function (GO): minor groove of adenine-thymine-rich DNA binding
Source: RefSeq, a predicted model, not a curated record
CAUUCCUAGUUAUUUUGACUAGUCCAGUGCAUACUCAAUUACUCAUUGUCUUUCUCUCCGAGUCCCAUUCCCUCCCCACCUCUCUUCUCUGAAAGUAGGUUUGAAGAAGAUAACUAAGUGAAUCCCAAGAAGCUGCAUUUGCGGCCAUUUCGCGCAAUUCAAGCAUCCGCUUACGGAAGUCUCCAAAAUCUCUUAUUUCCUAUCGACUUUUCUCUCUUGAUCUGCUGCAAUGGAUUCUCGGGAGCCACCUCAGCCACCGCCACGCUCGCAACAGCAACCUUCGCCAGCGCUACCAAGCAUUAUGGUACCUCCUCGUUCUUUUUCCUCCCCCAUGCCCAGCCCCGUCCCUUCUUCCAUGAUCAGCCCCAAUUCUUCGCACAUGCUGUUGGCCCCUGCCACCGCCCGAUUACCCUUCACCGCAAUUGUAACACAAUCCCGUAUUCCUCCUCCUCCGCCUCCUCCGCCUCCACCGAAGGCUUCCGAACUCACUUCUCCUUACGAAGGUUCCUCUGCGUAUAGGCCCGGCGGGCUGAGUAUUGAUUCUCCGAAGAGGAAGAGAGGCCGGCCCAGGAAGUAUUCGCCGGAUGGUAGCAUUGCUUUGGGAUUGGCUCCUACGCCUUUGUCUUCUUCUGGCCCCGGUGAUUUGAGUGCCUCGCCGUCCGGGGAACCACCAGCUAAAAAGAGCAGGGGAAGGCCGCCGGGCUCUGGAAAGAAGCAAAUGGAUGCUCUUGGAGCUGGCGGGACAUGCUUUACUCCACAUGUACUCUUGGUGAAAACCGGGGAGGACAUUGGAGCAAAGAUUAUGGCCUUUUGUGAAGAAGGGUCACGUUCAGUCUUCAUUCUUUCUGCUAAUGGUGCAAUCUGCAAUGCCACCAUUCGACAGCCAGCUACGGCUGGUGGUACAGUGUAUUACGAGGGUCGAUACGAGAUUAUAUCUAUAUGUGGUUCUUUCAAUCCAUCCGAAGACGGUGGUAGUAGAACAGGUGGUUUGAGCGUCGCUCUAGCGGCGGCUGAUGGAAGAAUUGUGGGUGGCAGUGUUUCUGGAAUGCUAAUUGCAGCAUCACCAAUACAGGUCAUUUUGGGUAGCUUUAUUGCGGAGGGGAAGAAACAGACGAGCUCAAAGAAGGAGGAAUCUGGGCCCUCCUCUGCAACAACGCCCACGGGAACUCAACUGUUAAAUUUUGGUGCAUCAUCUGUGGCUCCAACCAGAGCUACCUCUCAAGGGGUUUCAAGUGAUUCUUCUGAUGAAGACAACGACGGCGGUAGUACCUUGCAGAUGGGGUCGGGGUCUGCAUCUGGGACUGGGACUGGGCCUGGGCCUGGGCCUGGGCCUGGAGUCUACAAUAGUGUUAGCCAGCCCAUUCGUAAUAUGCCAUGGAGUCAACUAUGGACCAGCCAUCCUCCGCAGCGAUGAUACCAUUUUUUUUUCUUAGAUUUUAAACAGCGCAGGGGCAGGGUAAUUACGUGAUAAUUGUUGGUGGCAGUGGAUCGAGAUUACUGAAAUGCUAACUUGCGUUGAAGACGGAAUUCAUAAUAGAGUCUAUCUUUAGCCCUUUA